This is a messenger RNA of Arachis stenosperma, 533 nucleotides long. RefSeq names its product SKP1-like protein 1B. Gene Ontology annotation, molecular function: cullin family protein binding. Gene Ontology annotation, cellular component: nucleus; cytoplasm. NCBI's taxonomy places the organism in Eukaryota, Viridiplantae, Streptophyta, Magnoliopsida, Fabales, Fabaceae. Bases 20 to 487 code for a protein of 155 amino acids. Gene Ontology annotation, biological process: SCF-dependent proteasomal ubiquitin-dependent protein catabolic process. The transcript has a single exon. The record is from RefSeq and is a predicted model, not a curated record.
CUUCUUCAAUCGAUAAUAAAUGGCGUCAACGAAGAAGAUCACUUUGAAAAGUUCCGAUGGCGAGGCGUUUGAGGUUGACGAGGCAGUGGCUCUCGAAUCGCAGACGAUCAAGCACAUGAUCGAAGACGAUUGCGCUGACAGUGGAAUUCCUCUUCCAAACGUCACCAGCAAGAUCCUUGCGAAGGUGAUUGAGUAUUGCAAGAAGCACGUCGAUGCUGCUGCUUCCGAGGAGAAGCCAUCCGAGAAGAAUCUUCAGAUGUGGGAUGCUGAAUUCGUUAAGGUCGAUCAGGCCACGCUCUUCGAUCUCAUUCUGGCUGCAAACUACUUGAACAUCAAGAGCCUCUUGGACCUUACUUGCCAGACAGUGGCAGACAUGAUCAAGGGCAAGACUCCGGAGGAGAUUCGCAAGACUUUCAAUAUCAAGAACGACUUCACGCCGGAGGAGGAGGAGGAGGUCCGCCGUGAAAACCAGUGGGCGUUUGAAUGAUGAUGAUCCGCUGCUUCUCCUGCUGCAUGCUUAGCUUCUGAGAUUG